GCGUUCAUUCACUACAGCGUUGCAAAAAAAAAAAAAAAAAAAAAAGCGCGGAUUCUGCAGAGCUGCAAGGACAGGGGUCGUGUGGAAUUUUGCGUGCCCACUUUAUUCCACGCCUCUGUUUGUUUGUUUAUUUAUUUAUUUUUUAUAAAGUAGAGGUUUCUCUUACAGCAGUUCGUGAACAUUUGGUUGUCGUUAAUAGUUGAAUUUCUAGUGCAGAGCAGUUAGCGGAACAGUUACUACUGAGUCCCGAAAACAGACAGUAGCCAUGUCGGGUGUUGUGCGAGGCCCUGCAGGUAACAACGACUGCCGAAUUUACGUUGGAAAUCUACCUCCAGAUAUUCGCACAAAAGACGUGGAGGACGUGUUCUACAAGUAUGGUACGAUUAGAGAUAUCGACCUGAAGAAUAGGAGAGGAGGACCGCCGUUCGCUUUUAUUGAGUUUGAAGACCCAAGGGACGCUGACGAUGCCGUCUAUGGACGCGAUGGAUACGACUACGACGGAUACAGGCUGCGCGUGGAGUUCCCACGGAGCGGGAGAGGCUCCAGGGGCGGGUUCGGGGGGAUAGGAGGAGCUCCCAGGGGCAGAUACGGACCACCAUCCAGACGAUCUGAAUACAGGGUCGUUGUGUCAGGGCUUCCUCAGAGUGGCAGCUGGCAGGACCUGAAGGAUCACAUGCGUGAGGCUGGUGAUGUGUGCUACGCUGACGUUUACAGAGAUGGCACCGGGGUUGUAGAGUUUGUGCGCAAAGAAGACAUGACCUAUGCCGUUCGAAAGCUGGACAACACCAAAUUCCGUUCACAUGAGGGAGAGACUGCUUACAUUCGUGUGAAAUUAGAUGGUCCCCGCAGCCCAAGUUACGGACGGUCGCGCUCCCGCAGCCGUGGCAGUCGAAGCAGGAGUCGGAGUCGCAGCGCCAGCCGCAGUCGCAGCAAUUCCCGUGGCCGUGGCAGAGCAUCGCCCCGCUACUCACCUCGUCACAGUCGUUCUCGCUCCCGUUCCUAAACUUUACUGCCAUCAAUGUUUUGCCCUUAUGAUGUAUUCCCUCCUGUUUUUACUUCUGAGUUUCUCCAGAUGUCAGCUGUUGAGUUUUAAGUUUCCCAUUUCUUCUCCUAAUGUUGUGGUUGGUCCUGGUUUGUAGAUGUACCCUCCCUCCCUCCUUUCUUCCUUUCUCACUUCCUUCCUCUCUUGACCUUUUCCCUCCUCCACUUUUUGUCCUUUUGGUUUUUCCCCUCUUUCUGUCAUCCUUGUGUUUUUCUUUUUUUUUCUACAAAAUUACAAAUUGUGCUGUGAUCAACUUCAAAAAUGUUGAGACGUCAUGAGCUUUACUCAAUGUUUUUGCAAGUUUUGAAGUUUUGUUCUGGGGUUUCUUUUUAGAGGCUUCUUUGGUUGUGUGGGUUGGGCAUUUUGACGUGGAGCCCAAUGCUUAACUGUAUUUUACCAUUGUGUCUUCCUUUAGACAUCUGAGGAGAAGGAUUAAAGUGAUUUGGAAUAAAACCAUUGUGGAACACA
Molecule: messenger RNA, 1510 nt
Organism: Oryzias melastigma (Indian medaka)
Lineage: Eukaryota; Metazoa; Chordata; Actinopteri; Beloniformes; Adrianichthyidae
Gene: srsf1a
Product: serine and arginine rich splicing factor 1a
Exons: 4
Coding region: 266-1003 (245 amino acids)
Cellular component (GO): ribonucleoprotein complex; nucleus; cytoplasm
Molecular function (GO): mRNA binding
Source: RefSeq, a predicted model, not a curated record